Molecule: messenger RNA, 2707 nt
Organism: Gigantopelta aegis
Lineage: Eukaryota; Metazoa; Mollusca; Gastropoda; Neomphalida; Peltospiridae
Exons: 1
Coding region: 207-2177 (656 amino acids)
Biological process (GO): gamete generation
Molecular function (GO): 3'-5'-RNA exonuclease activity
Source: RefSeq, a predicted model, not a curated record
UUGCUUCAGUACCUCUGUAAUGGAAUGUGUUAUGGAUCUGGAUAACUUAAAUGUUUCCAACAAAAAUAUACCACAUGUUAUUAAGACAGUUCUAACACUAGCUAACUGUGAAGCCAAUCGACUUCCAUCACGCGCAACCAUUGACAACAUCAUUAGUGCUAAAAAAAGCAGUAACAGAAAAACACUCGAGUACAGUUGCUCCAUAUAUGUCAGAUACAACUAUUUAUUCAGAUGAAACUGGCAAGUUUGGGAAGACGUAUAAUGUUUUUGCCAUUACAGAUGAAAAAAAGGAACCAUUGUUGUUAGGCUUAAGAGAGAUGUCUAACAAAUCAUCUAAAACAACACUUGACACAUUGAAAGAAAUUAUUUCUGACAUUUCUGAGGCACAGGGUACUGGUGGAGGCACUAAAAUUAUCAGCAAGAUUAAAAAUACGAUGUCGGACAGAGCUGCAACUGAAGUAGCCUUUAAUCGUCUGCUAGCCGACUAUCGGACUGAAAUUAUGCCUGAGAUUGUUACUAAUCGGGAUGCUAUGGGUGAAAACCAAGAGUCAAUCUCGAAACUUAACAAUUUUUUCUGUGGACUGCAUUUAUUAGUUCAUUUUGCAGAGGUUGCUGCUAAAGCCAUUAACAAAUUUGAAAUAGUUAACAGAAAAUCAUCUGCUGACGACAAUGAUAGCACAUCAUUAAGUAGUCUACCACUGGACUCGGGCACAGAUGACUCACAUGAGGCACAAACAAUUCAGUUCUUGAGGGUUUGUAGCAAAUGUUUCUCCCGUGGAGGAGAUGAAAAAAGUGGGUGUUAUUCCAAAUUCAAAUCGUACUGCGAUGCAAGGAAUCAGAAAGUCCGAUUCGUUAGGUUUAGAGGAAACCAGUUCAACAUCGUUUUUCUGGUGGGACAAAUUUUGUUCUUUCACAAAGAUAGAAUUUCAGAUUUUUUUCAAAAAUAUCAUGAGCCAUCAAACAGCUUGCAAAAGGCAGUAGGUAACGGAUUAAAAUAUCCUGUCAUUAUAGCAGCAUCACGAGUCCUUGGGCUGAUCUCAAAAUUGAUAAGCACUCCGUUGUGGAGAAUGUUAGAAAGUAAAAUCAGCAUUUUAGACAUGAAUGAACAUUACAGAACCCUGGUGAAAUACCUUGGAAACAUCGCUCAAGAUGCUUCUAAAUUUCUUGAUGGAUCCGUUUUCCCUUUCAAUGCUGAAGUCAUUAAACGAGAUGAUGUCUUUGAGUGUCUUACACAAUCAGAUGAUACCGAUGCAUUAGCGCUGCCUCUUGCUCAGUGCGUGUGUUUGGCAUUAAAAGAAAUGUUACAGUCCAUGGUGAAGGAUCAUUUACCAGGAGGAGAGCAUUGGGAUGUGACCAUGCAAAAACGACGUGAAAGUGAAUCAGUCAUUCCACACAAUAAGCUGCCUGAAUUUAUAUUUGGACAAUUGGAUUUUUUGCUAAGAUACAGACCAAAUGCAACAACAAUUGUCAAUGAAGCAUUUGUGAUGUAUUCACUAAAUACGACCAGUGAAUGGUUGAAGAAUUUAGAUCCAACAGAGAAAGAGGAACUCCUGGCUUCUUCCAGGAAAGAGGGAAGACUUGUAAGGACACGGUUCAGGCAGCAAUGCCAAGAAAUACAUCAAGAGAGAUUGAGGAGGAUGGAAGAGAAGAAAAGACAGAUAGAAGAAAGACGUAGACGGGAAUUGGCAAGAAAAAGUAAACUAAGUGACAGAAUAAUGUAUCAUGGUCUAUGGCAGACAAGGCUAGAGAUUGAAGAGAACUUUAAGUCAUUAUCAAACGUUUCCGCGCAACGCGAAGCUCUUAAAACUCAGCUAUUAUUUCGAAAAAAUGUUUUGAAACAAUAUGUCUCUGAUAAAAAGGUUUAUUGUUUAACGAAGAAAAAUUUGCAUGGAAAGUCCCAACCGCUGUCUGUAGAGGAACUGAAACAAAACUUGACCACCUUAGUUGACGCUGCACUUUUAAAUCUCACUGAAGAGGAUUCCGAUCCAUGUCGGCCACUUCUUGUUGGCAAGCAAGUAAGCCACAUCUUCAGUGAAGGAACAUACACAGGAAAGAUCAUCUCUGUUGUUCCUGGUUACUCCAAGUGGUACAACAUUGUUUAUGAUGGUGACACAGCUGUGUACACAUACACACUUCAAGACGACUAUCUACAAGGGAAUCUUACAGUAAUAAUUUGAGGUAUCUUAAUUGGUGGCUUUAUACUCACAACUAAGAAUCAAACCAAUCAAAUGACAUUUUGUCUAAAUCCACACGUGAUCAUUUUGUGAUUUGUUGGCAUUGUUUUAUUUGCACAAAUGAAUGAACAUGAUGAAAUAAUGUAAGUGCAUGACACUUGAUUAAUAAAUGAUUUGUGAAUUGUGUUUAAUGUACUUAAUUUUCAUUUCUCAUUAUUAGCAAAACUAACAAUUUAAUUCAUGUACAGCAUCACUAACAAAGCUUUUUUUAAAUAAUUAUUUGUUAAUUGCAUGUGUCAUUUUGUUUUCGGUGUGCUAUUGGUGAAAAACAGUAUAUUGAUUUCAUUUCCUUUUCGUGCUGGAGUGUCGUUGAACAUUUAUUCAUUGAUUUUAUUUCAAUUAUUCAUAUUCUUAUCCAGAUAAUUUUUCACUUAGUAUUGUAAAAAAAGAUGAAAACAAUUAAUAAAUAAAUAAUAAUAAGAAGAAAGAAAAAAUUAUGUCAAGUACUUUACACUGACUCUUACUUAAGCAAA